CACGCGCGGGGAUAGCGGCGUGUCCGCAUCACGUCCCCCGACGGAGUGGCUGCGCCCGGGGGUCAGACACCUGUUCGGCCCGGCCGCGCGCGGGAGCCCAGGGGCAGGAUGAAAGUGACAGUGUGCUUCGGCAGGACGGGCAUCGUGGUGCCCUGCAAGGACGGCCAGCUGCGCGUCCGCGAGCUCACCCAGCAGGCGCUGCAGCGGUACCUGAAGACCCGGGACCAGGAUCCUGGAUACUGGGUGAAGAUACAUCACUUAGAAUACACAGAUGGAGGAAUCUUGGAUCCAGAUGAUGUCUUAGCAGAUGUUGUUGAAGACAAAGAUAAGCUCAUUGCUGUGUUUGACGAACAAGAGCCACUCCAGAAGAUUGAGAGCCCCAGUGGAAACCCUGUGGAUCAGCAGAGCCCAGACGCUUUCGAGACAGAAGUGGCUGCUCAACUGGCUGCAUUCAAACCAAUCGGUGGGGAAAUCGUAGUAACCCCUUCUGCUCUGAAGUUAGGAACACCACUGCUGGUGAGGAGAAGCAGUGACCCAGCACCAGGACCACAUGCUGAUGCCCAGCCAAGCAUUGCAAGCCCAAGUGGCCAGAUUAUGAAACCUGUUGUUCCGGUUUCCACCCAGAGUCUGGAAAACAGAGAAGUUAUGAAUGGUGAACACACAGAGCUACUAAUGGCGCACAGAACCAAGGACGCACUGAGUGAUAUGACAAGAGUGGUGGAGAUUUCUGGGGAAGGAGACCCCCUGGGAAUACAUGUGGUGCCCUUCUUUUCAUCCCUGAGUGGAAGGGUCCUAGGGCUCUUCAUCCGUGGCAUUGAAGAAAACAGCAGAUGCAAACAGGAGGGACUGUUUCGGGAAAAUGAAUGCAUCGUAAAAAUCAACAAUGUGGAACUACUGGACAAAACUUUUGCUCAGGCCCAGGAUGUCUUCCGUCAGGCAAUGAAAUCCCCCAGUGUGGUCUUACAUGUACUUCUGCCUCAAAACCGUGAGCAGUAUGAAAAAUCAGUCAUUGGACCACUGAACAUUUUUGACAACAAUGAUGGAUCUUCAAGAACAAAGGUUCUACCUCCUACCCGUGGGAAACCAGGAUUAAAGGCAGUAAAUCUGGCAGGAACAAACAGUCCUGAAGCAGAUGAGCCAACUUCCCCACAGCAAAGCAAGAGCCCCAGAGUUCCAAGACUAGGAAAAAAAGCUUUGUCUCCCUCACUCUCCCCUCUCAUGGGGUUUGGCAGCAAGAAAAAUGCAAAAAAAAUUAAGAUUGACCUAAAGAAAGGACCUGAAGGACUUGGUUUCACUGUGGUAACCAGAGACUCUUCUAUUCAUGGUCCUGGUCCCAUUUUUGUAAAAAACAUCUUACCAAAGGGAGCAGCAAUAAAGGAUGGCCGCCUUCAAUCAGGGGACAGAAUUUUGGAGGUAAAUGGCAGAGAUGUCACAGGAAGAACUCAGGAAGAGCUUGUGGCCAUGCUGAGGAGCACCAAGCAGGGAGAAACAGUGUCACUCGUCAUUGCCCGCCAAGAAGGGAGCUUCCUGCCCCGAGAGCUGAAAGGAGAACCUGACUGCUGUGCCCUCUCCCUGGAGACAAGCGAGCAGCUCACCUUGGAGAUCCCCCUGAAUGAUUCUGGCUCUGCUGGCCUUGGGGUUAGCUUGAAAGGGAAUAAAUCCCGAGAAACUGGAACUGACUUGGGGAUUUUUAUCAAAUCCAUCAUCCAUGGAGGUGCUGCUUUUAAGGAUGGCCGCCUGAGAAUGAAUGACCAACUGAUUGCUGUUAAUGGGGAAACUCUUCUGGGCAAGUCCAACCAUGAAGCCAUGGAAACACUGAGGAGAUCGAUGUCCAUGGAAGGAAACAUACGGGGCAUGAUCCAGUUAGUGAUACUGAGGAGGCCAGAGAGACCGCUGGAGGAGCUUGCAGAAUCUGGCGCACUUUCCAGGCCAUGUUUUGAAAACUGUCAAGAAGCUCUGAGCCCCUCCAGGAGAAAUGGUUUUAGUGUAUCAUAUCCACUUGGCACUUGCAGUCCACAAGAUAAAAGGAAAGACCUAUUGCUUCCCAAUGAUGGGUGGGCCGAGAGUGAAGUACCGCCAUCCCCGCCACCACAUCCUGGUCUGGAAUGGGGCCUUGAAGAUUACAGCCACAGCUCUGGGGUGGAUUCCACAGCAUAUUUUCCAGAUCAACAUGUCAAUUUCAGAUCUGUGACACCAGCCAUGCAGCCUGAAUCAAUUAACCUGAAAACCUCCAAGAGCAUGGAUCUUGUGCCAGAUGAAAGCAAAGUCCAGUCAUUGGCUGAUCGCAGAUCGGACACACACAAACACACAUAUGCCACAAUCAAGAAUUAGAUGGCAGACUCUCCAAGCAAAGACUUUGGUCCGACUUUGGGUUUGAAAAAGUCCAGUUCCUUGGAGAGCCUGCAGACUGCUGUGGCUGAAGUCAGGAAGAGUGAUCUGCCCUUCCACAGGCCCAGACCACACAUGGUCCGAGGCCGGGGCUGCAAUGAAAGCUUCAGAGCCGCCAUUGACAAAUCUUAUGAUGGGCCAGAAGAAGUAGAAGCUGACGGUCUCUCUGAUAAGAGCUCUCAUUCUGGCCAUGGAGCUCUGAAUUGCGAGUCUGCCCCUCAGGGAAACCCUGAGUUAGACGAUGUGGAAAAUAAAGCCAGGAAAGUCAAAAAAGCAAAGGAGAAGGAGAAGAAAAAGGGAAAGGGCAAGCUGAAAGUCAAGGACAAAAAGCAGAAAGAAGAGAGUGAAGACCCAGAGAGGAAAAUGAAGAGGAAGGGAUUUGGUGCCAUGCUGAGAUUCGGAAAGAAGAAAGAUGAUAAGGGUGGAAAGCUGGAGCAGAAAGGUGCCCAGAAGCCCGGGAACCUAGGAGAAGAGCUCGAAAGAAUGAGAGAGGAGCGGGAAAGGAUUGGAGCAAAACAUCAGGAGCUAAGGGAAAAACAGGCAAAAGGUCUUGUUGAUUAUGCCACUGGAGUGAUUGGAUCAGUGCAUGAUAUGGAUGAUGAUGAAAUGGACCCCAAUUAUGCCAGAGUGAACCACUUUCGGGAGCCGUGCACAUCAGCAAAUGUCUUCAGAUCUCCAUCUCCCCCUCGAGCUGGACCACUUGCUUACCCUCGGGAUGGACGUCCACUGUCUCCAGACAGAGACCACUUAGAGGGUCUUUAUGCCAAGGUCAACAAGCCAUAUCAUCCUCCAGCCCUAGCUGACAGUGGCCGUCCCAUGGCUGGAAACACUGACCGCAUCCAGAAACUUCGGAAGGAGUAUUAUCAGGCUCGAAGAGAAGGGUUCCCUUUGUAUGAAGAUGAAGAGGGACGAGCACGGCCAUCUGACCAUGACCUCCGCUGGGUGUCUGGAAAGGGUCCAGAUGGAAGCACACACAACCUCCGCUUUGAAGGGAUGGAGCGGCAGUACGCAUCCUUACCCAGGGGAGGCUCAGCAGAUCCUGUGGACUACCUGACAGCAGUGCCCCGAGGGCGCUACAAAGAAAGAGAGCUUCCAUUCUACCCAGGGCCUUAUCCUGUACAUCCCCCAAGAGGGAGCUAUGCCCACCCCCCAGAUCUGAGGGUGGCAGACCUCCGAUAUCCACAGUACUACCCACGCCCACCAGCCCAUCAGCACAAAGGACCCUUCAGACAGGAUGUUCCACCUUCCCCACCUCAGCACCAGAGAGGUCCAGUCUAUCAGGAGAUGGGCAGAGCAGGUCCCCGAGGGGGCAGCCCUGACCAGCACCCCUAUCGUAACCAGGACCCCAGGCAGAAGAACCCCAUGACUGCAGCCGUAUAGCUGAAUAUCACAGAGAUCUGCCAAGCAAAGAAGACACCCACCACCACCUUUGCCCUUGCUAGUCCCUAAGACCUUCUUCAAGUUAAGGUGUCCCAUGCUGAU
Molecule: messenger RNA, 3870 nt
Organism: Phodopus roborovskii (desert hamster)
Lineage: Eukaryota; Metazoa; Chordata; Mammalia; Rodentia; Cricetidae
Gene: Pard3b
Product: par-3 family cell polarity regulator beta
Exons: 24
Biological process (GO): microtubule cytoskeleton organization; establishment of cell polarity; establishment or maintenance of epithelial cell apical/basal polarity
Cellular component (GO): apical junction complex; apical plasma membrane; adherens junction
Molecular function (GO): phosphatidylinositol binding; protein binding
Source: RefSeq, a predicted model, not a curated record